Messenger RNA from Cryptomeria japonica (Japanese cedar), 1670 nucleotides. RefSeq names its product B-box zinc finger protein 24. The record is from RefSeq and is a predicted model, not a curated record. Gene Ontology annotation, biological process: photomorphogenesis; regulation of DNA-templated transcription. The coding region runs from base 536 to 1399 and encodes 287 amino acids. The transcript is spliced from 3 exons. Gene Ontology annotation, molecular function: zinc ion binding. Lineage: Eukaryota; Viridiplantae; Streptophyta; Pinopsida; Cupressales; Cupressaceae. Gene Ontology annotation, cellular component: nucleus.
ACCGAUCUAGUCUGCAGGGAAAGGGGACCGAGCAUGUUAGGCCACCUGGGAAAAUGGGGGGGCCAACCUCGGCAGCUCUGAAACCGUUGCCGUGAAUCGUCAGAGCAGCCAUAUCCAAUUACAAUAAUAAUGUAGAGCAUUAGACAUAUCGCAUAUCCUCUGCAGCUUCUUCUGCCCAUUGCCCAUGAUGCCACCGGCACCCAUAUUAUUUUACUAGUAAUUUCCCUGUGGGGCUUCUCGAGAGAGGUCAGAGCGGGGCCUGGGCAUGUGACUUUCUUCCAUCCCGAUUCUCCAAUUCUCUCGGCUUUUUAACCCUUCCCAUCCCCAUUCAAUUAUACAAGGGACCACUGCCAGCAUAUGACUUCUGUACAAAAUAUCUUCUUCUACACCCAUCCUAAAUACAGGUACUCCUGUCCCCAAUCGGCCAUAUUUGGCGGCACAGAGAGAAAAAUCCCCCUUCCUUUUCUCCAUUGCAGUUACUGCCAUCUCAAUUGGCCAUAUUUUGGCGGCUGGAGAGGAAAAAACAGGUGGAAAUAUGAAGAUUGAGUGUGAUGUUUGCCAGACUGUGGAGGCCUCUGUUUUCUGCUGUGCAGAUGAAGCGGCUCUGUGUGUGAUCUGUGAUUCAAAAGUGCACGCUGCGAACAAGCUUGCCAGCAAACACCCUCGCCUUUCUCUCCUCCAUUCUGAAAAGGAUUUCCCGCGCUGUGAUAUAUGUCAGGAAAAGAGGGCAUUUUUCUUCUGCCGAGAGGAUCGUGCGCUCCUGUGCAGGGACUGCGACUUCUCUGUUCAUUCUGCGAAUGAUUUGACUGGCAAGCAUACCAGGUUUUUGGUUCCUGGCCUCAAAGUUUCUCUGCACCCAUUGCCUGUGGAUGCAUCGCCUUCAACUCUGAGUUCUGCUUGUUCUAAUAUCGAGGAGAAGGAGGAGGGCUUGAAGAAAAAUGGAAAUGAGAUGAACAAGAAACUGAAGACCAAUCCACUGACCGAUCUGCCAGUUUUUUCUCCAGUAUGUUCAGAAGCAGGGGCCGGCACUGGCAAUGGUGAUAUUUCACAGUUUCUGAAUGAGGUGGAGGAAUUCCUCACUUCUUCACCUGAACCUCUGGACUGGUUUGCCAUGGAAAAUUCACAUAAGGCCGAGGAUAUAGGAAAGGCAUUGGCUGCAGACUGGGCAGCAGAUCUGGGUCUGAGUUUGCCAGCAGAAGCUUUUUAUGGGGAUUCUCUUGCAGAAGUACCAAACACUCCUUCACCUUUACAAGGCCAAACAUUCACCUUCUCUUAUUCCAACAUCAUGACAAAACCAAAGCAGAAACCAGUCUUCACCAAUUUCAACAAAGGAGACGAUACAUUCAUAGUUCCAUCCAUCAUUUCCACAAAGAGAAUGAGACCUUCCUGGAAUAUCUAGAGAAAAAAAAAACCACUGUAAGAAAAAGAUCCAAUCUUGGUGUUUGGGAAUUGUAAUUCACUGAAACUCCUCAUCCACAAGUACUUAUAAUGGGUCUCUUCUCUGUUCUUGCUCUUUCCCAUGCAGACAUUGAAACCAGAUUGAUAUUACUGAACCGGUCUGUAAUGGGGGCAGAAUUGUAAGUAGUAGUGACAGAAGUUUCUUUCUUCCCAAAAGAUCAAAACUGUAAAUCCACAUGAAUUUUGAAUUCUACCAUCAAGCAUUGGGCUAA